Molecule: messenger RNA, 2085 nt
Organism: Puma concolor (puma)
Lineage: Eukaryota; Metazoa; Chordata; Mammalia; Carnivora; Felidae
Source: RefSeq, a predicted model, not a curated record
CGGCGGGCGGCAGCUCACGGUCUUGGCUCCCAGCACAAAGCCGUCAAGUAUUUAGGCCAGGACUUCGAGACCCUGAGGAGGCAGUGCUUGGACUCGGGGGUCCUGUUCAAGGACCCUGAGUUCCCAGCGUGCCCGUCAGCCUUGGGCUACAAGGACCUUGGACCACACUCCCCCCAGACUCGAGGCGUCGUCUGGAAGCGACCCCCGGAGCUGUGUGCCAGCCCUCACUUUAUCGUUGAUGGAGCCAGGCGCGCGGACAUCUGUCAGGGAGACCUGGGUGACUGCUGGCUCCUGGCGGCCCUGGCCUCCCUCACCUUGAACGAAGAGCUGCUUUACCGCGUUGUCCCCAGAGACCAGGAUUUCCAGCAAAACUACGCGGGGAUCUUUCAUUUCCAGUUCUGGCGGUACGGCGAGUGGGUGGACGUGGUCGUGGACGACAGGCUGCCCACCGAGGACGGGGAGCUGCUGUUCCUUCGCUCCGGGACGGGCGGCGAGUUCUGGGGCGCCCUGCUGGAGAAGGCCUACGCCAAGCUCAACGGCUCCUACGAGGCUCUCACCGGAGGGUGUCUGGUGCAGGGGUUGCAGGAUCUCACAGGCGGCAUCUGUGAGUGUUACGACCUGAGGAAGCCUCCGGCCGGCCUGUUUCUGAUCAUCCGGAAGGCCCUUCGUGCGGGGUCUCUGCUGGCCUGCUCCAUUGAUGUCUCCAGUGCAGCUGAGGCAGAAGCAGAGACCACAACCUCCCAGAAGCUGGUGAAGAGCCACGCGUACUCGGUCACUGGCGUCGAAGAGGUGGAUUUCUGGGGCCAUCCCGAGAAGCUGGUCAGACUCCGGAACCCGUGGGGCGAAGUGGAGUGGACGGGGGCGUGGAGCGACAGUGCACCAGAGUGGAAACACAUCGAUCCCAGGCGGAAGGAGGAGCUGGACAAGAGAGCCGAGGACGGGGAGUUCUGGAUGUCAUUUUCGGAUUUCUCGAGGCAGUUCUCCCGGCUGCAGAUCUGCAGCUUGUCCCCGGACUCCCUGAGCGGUGACCAGCUGCACAAAUGGAACCUGGUCCUGUUCAACGGCCGCUGGACGCAGGGCCCCACCGCCGGGGGCUGCCCGAGCUUCCCAGGUGAGGCAGAGGGCCGAGGGGGCCCAGGCGCUUCUGUGGACACGGAGGCGGAGGGGCCUGAGCCUGGGGGUCCGGACGGCCCCUCCGCCCUCUCCCGGGGCCACCGGAGCCCCACCCCGGUGGGGACAGCCUGGUACAACCAUCCACAUCUGCACGCCCGGGCCCUCGUCCUGCUGCGGGUCCCCAAAGACGUAAGCAAGCACCUGCAGAGGCAUCUGCCUCCCACACCAUCCCAAGAGCUGCUGACCCUGGCAGGUGGCAAAGACCAGCAGAGCCCAGCCGACGCGCCCCCGGUCCGGGACUUCUUCCUGGGCCGCCAGCCCACGGCCGGCUCCGACUGCAGCUGCUCCCGGGGGAACCUGCUGGUGCGGCCCUUCCAGGACAGCGACUUCUGCCUGAAGGUGUUCUCGCAGGGCAAGGCCACAGCCCUGGAGACGGGAGGUGUGGUAGCUGGAAACCCACAGGAGCGCCCCUGCCAGGGCUCAGCCACCACACCUGCCCCGAGGCGCUUUCCCGGCUGGCGGCUCUCGGUCACCGGAGCUGCCCGGGCCCCACCGGCAGCAGUGGCCCAGCCUCCUGGUGGACCUCUCCCCAGCCCCCUGCCGCCUCUCUUGCUGCCGUCCCAGGGGGUCCGAGAGGCCGGUGUGCCCGCGUGGAGGGAGCGGUUGGCUUAUGGGGAAACCGAUCACACCCACUCGGGGGCCAUCGACGCCCACGACCUGAGGGUGCCCCUCAGGAAAGCAGGGCCCUCGCGGCUGCUGGGAGGGUGCCGGGCAGAAGGCGCCCUUUCUUGCAGCGGUGGCCGCGAUGUGCGGCUGGACGGAUGCUGCAUCGACUUCGAUGGCUUCUCUGCCUGUGUGACCGGCCCGGAGGCCCUCUUCGAACUGUUGAGGCUGCUGGACGAGGACCAGAGUGGCAGCUCUUCCUCUUUGAGGAACCGCUUGCUGGUGGGACUUGGAGGUUCCUGGACGUAA